Messenger RNA from Maudiozyma saulgeensis, 522 nucleotides. The record is from the annotation of a GenBank genome assembly. Lineage: Eukaryota; Fungi; Ascomycota; Saccharomycetes; Saccharomycetales; Saccharomycetaceae.
AUGUCAUUCUCUCGUAUCUUUACAGUAACGACCGUACUUGCUGCUGUUUCUACAGUAGGAUAUGCUUUAUAUUUUGAUUAUCAAAGAAGAAAUAACCCUGAAUUUAGACAUAAUGUGAAAAGGAGAAUUAGGAAACAACAAAAAUCGAUGAAAUUGGAAGAACAAAAUGUUCAAGUGGCUAGAGUUCAAGCUGCCGCUAAAUUCUUAGAAGCAGAAUUAGAAAAGGAUCCUAUUCCAACAGAUGUAGAAGGGAAACAAUUAGCAUUCAAUAUUAAUAUUGAACAGGGUGACCAACUUGCUGCUAAACCAGGUAAUGAAUUGGAAGCCGCAUCUAAAUUUUAUAAAGCUUUGACUGUUUACCCUAAUCCUGCAGAUCUUCUCGGUAUUUACUCCAAGAGUCUUCCAGAAUUGAUUUAUGAAAAUUUAGUUUUAAUGAUUGCUGCUAUCCCCCCUGCUAAUAUUUCUACAUUUCUAGAUGACACCGAUUCAGCCAAAAAAGAAAUAAAUCAACAUCUUGAUUAA